This is a messenger RNA of Marchantia polymorpha subsp. ruderalis, 4878 nucleotides long. Lineage: Eukaryota; Viridiplantae; Streptophyta; Marchantiopsida; Marchantiales; Marchantiaceae. The record is from the annotation of a GenBank genome assembly.
GACCCUCCCUCCGCCGCCGCCGCCACAACAGCUGCUGCUGCUCGUCGUGUGUUCAACGAGGCCAGGCACAUGUUGAGUCGCUGAGUUGCCCGCGUGCCCGUGUUCAGGUACACCAAGUUCUCCCCGGGCCCUGGCUUCCGAUCCAUCGACGUGAUCGAUUGCGUGGUUCGAUUCCACGUUGGGAGGGAGACUCAGAUCAAUGAGUCCGGAAUUUAGAACGGGAGGCGAAAUUGCUCUUCCGAUACUCCUCGCUGUUCGAUCGGGCAUUUGGCCUUUUGUCACGGCUGUGGAUCGCUCUGGACUCGCUUUGUUAGCCGCCGUCCGAGGAGCUCAAGACCGGAGCUGUGAUUUUGUAGAUGGGACUGAGCCUUUUCCCAGUUCGUUGCACGUAUUGAGAGUCAAUUCAAGAUCCAAGUCCACGAUGAUUAUUGUCUGGAAGAUUAUCGUGGCGACGUUAACACUCACGCUUCAUUGUUCGACAUUUGCUUCAGCCGAUCGCCUUCCACCGACGACUGCUGCUCUACAAUCCCAAUCUGAGGCUCUUCUCUCCUUCAAAAAUGCCUUGGCCGAUCCCAAAGCUUUGGAAAGCUGGAACGGCUGGUCGCCCUGCUCAGGAAAAUGGAAAGGCAUCACCUGUUCUGCCGACAAGAGUUCUGUGGUUAAAAUGUCUCUACAAGGAAGCCAGUUCUUCGGCCCUAUUCCUGCUAAGGAGAUCCAAAAUGUGAACUUUUUGGAAAGUUUUGUGGUCAUGAACACGGCCUUUAGUGGCCAAAUACCGACAACCAUCGAGAAUCUCAAGAGGUUGAAGACAUUAAUCAUUUCCAAAAAUCCACUCUUAUCCGGAGAGUUUCCAGAAGGCAUCUUCAACCUCAAAAACAUUCAGAUACUGGAUUUGUCAUGGAACAAUCUGACUGGACUUCUGCCGGGAGCUCCGCCUCUUCCAACGACGAUAGGCAAGCAAUCGAACCAGUUGCUACCAGGCUUGUCACAAAUGAAUUGGUCCGAUCUUUUCCCGCCGGUUGGCGCGCAGCCGACGUACCCAUGGCUUUGGAAUUCGACCACGAGCAUGCCACCAUGGGACCCGCUGAAUCUGACUGCCAUGAACUGGAGCAAGCCACUUUUCCCCAACAUGAAUGCAACCGAUCUUCCAACCUUCCUCAACUGGACGAUGUACAACUGGACUUGGACGAUGCCAUUUCCCAUGCCUUCCAGUGGAAACAUGACGAACCCGCCCGUGGCUGCCAUUCCAGGGAUGCUCUACAACUGGACUAUGCAGAUGCCAUUCCCCAUGCCACCCAACACUCCCUUUCCCUUCAACUUCACCAUGCCCGCCACUCCACCGAUCUUCAAUUUCACCACGCCAGGCUCUCUGUUCAAUUUCACCUGGCCGAUGCCCAUGAACUCAUCGUUUCCGCCCAUGUUCAAUUUCACCUGGCCCUGGCCUAUGCCUCCGUCGGGCUCUCCUCAACCUGGAGCCCCCAACGCGUCGUUUCCUCCUCUCUUCAACUGGACUUGGCCUUGGCCCAUGCCUGACACCCCUCCGGGUCCACCCCUCUUCAAUUGGACCUGGCCUACUCCCAACUCCACUCUGCUGCCUCUCUUCAACUGGACCUGGCCUGCCCCCAAUGCAACCAUGGCUCCCCUGUUCAACUGGACAUGGCCCAACGCGACGAGCCCUCCUCUGUUCAACUGGACCUGGCCUGUGCCGAAUGCGACCAUGGCUCCUCCUCUCUUCAACUGGACAUGGCCUCUUCUGAAUUCGACGUCUCCUCCUCUCUUCAACUGGACCUGGCCUGCUCCCAAUGCAACCAUGACUCCUCUCUUCAACUGGACAUGGCCUCCGAUGAAUUCUACUUCUCCUCCUCUCUUCAACUGGACAUGGCCUCCAAUGAAUUCUACUUCUCCUCCUCUCUUCAACUGGACAUGGCCGCCGAUGAAUUCCACCUCUCCUCCGUUAUUCAACUGGACCUGGCCUGCUCCCAAUACAUCAGCUCCACCACUUUUCAACUGGACAUGGCCCAACGCAACAUCUCCCCCUCUCUUCAACUGGACAUGGCCGACGCCCAAUCUGACGGCCAACCCGCCACUCUUCAACUGGACAUGGCCUCCGCUCAAUGCAUCGUCCCCUCCACUCUUUAACUGGACCUGGCCUGCGCCGAAUGCCACGGCUCCCCCUCUCUUCAACUGGACCUGGGCUCCACUCAACAGUUCCUCUCCGCCUCUGUUCAACUGGACAUGGCCUGCACUCAAUGCGUCAUCCCCUCCGCUGUUCAAUUGGACAUGGCCUGCGCCGAACGCCACAGUUCCUCCUCUGUUCAACUGGACCUGGCCGCCUCUGAAUUCCUCGGCUCCGCCUCUCUUCAACUGGACUUGGACUCCGACCAAUGCCUCCACGCCUCCCAUGUUUAACUGGACUUGGCCUCCAUUGAACUCCACGUCGCCGCCUCUGUUUAACUGGACAUGGCCACAACCGAACUCCACAAUGCCUCCCCUGUUUAACUGGACGUGGCCAGCUCCCAACGCCACUGCUCCUCCACUCUUCAACUGGACCUGGCCUCCUCUGAAUUCCACAGCUCCUCCUCUCUUCAAUUGGACAUGGCCGACUCCGAAUUUAACUGCUGCUCCGCCUCUGUUUAACUGGACUUGGGUUCCUUUGAACUCCACGGCUCCGCCCCUCUUCAACUGGACAUGGCCCACGCCCAAUCUGACGGCCAACCCGCCACUCUUCAACUGGACAUGGCCUCCGCUCAAUGCCUCGUCCCCUCCACUCUUUAACUGGAAUGCCACAGCUCCUCCUCUGUUCAACUGGACCUGGCCUCCUCUCAACACUUCGAGUCCUCCUCUGUUCAAUUGGACAUGGCCUCCCAUGAACACUUCGGCUCCUCCUCUUUUCAACUGGACGUGGCCACCACUCAAUACGUCAGCUCCUCCUUUACUGAACUGGACAUGGCCGCCACUCAAUGCUUCAGCUCCUCCGCUCUUCAACUGGACCUGGAACCCGCUGAAUACGUCGGUUCCUCCUCUCUUCAACUGGACAUGGCCUGCGCUCAACAAUUCAGCUCCUCCACUUUUCAACUGGACUUGGCCUCCUCUCAACGCUUCGGCUCCGCCUCUCUUGAACUGGACUUGGCCUCCUCUCAAUAAUUCCGCUCCUCCACUAUUCAACUGGACAUGGCCUCCUCUUAACACUUCAGCUCCUCCCCUCUUCAACUGGACUUGGCCUCCUCUCAAUAAUUCAGCUCCUCCCCUCUUCAACUGGACUUGGCCUCCUCUGAACACUUCAGCUCCUCCUCUACUGAAUUGGACAUGGCCUCUGCUCAAUACUUCAGCUCCCCCUCUCUUGAACUGGACAUGGCCUCCUCUCAACAACACAGCUCCCCCUCUCUUCAAUUGGACAUGGCCUCCUCUCAACAACACAGCUCCCCCUCUCUUCAAUUGGACAUGGCCCACGCAGAAUGCCACAGCUCCUCCUCUUUUCAACUGGACAUGGCCUUCUCCGGUCCCUACUCCUCCCGCUGCUCCUCUAUUCAACUGGACAUGGCCUUCUCCCGUGCCUACUCCUCCCGCUGCUCCUCUCUUCAACUGGACAUGGCCCUCUCCCGUGCCUACUCCGCCUGCAGCUCCCCUCUUCAACUGGACCUGGCCCUCUCCCGUCCCCACACCUCCUACACCUCCAGCAGCUCCUCUCUUCAACUGGACCUGGCCGUCUCCAGUGCCCACCCCGCCUGCAGCUCCUCUAUUCAACUGGACCUGGCCGUCUCCAGUCCCCACUCCUCCUGCAGCUCCGCUAUUCAACUGGACAUGGCCAUCUCCUGUGCCCACACCUCCAGCCGCUCCUCUUUUCAACUGGACCUGGCCAAGUCCAGUGCCUUCACCUCCAAAAGCUCCCGCGCUAAUGAACAACGAGACCAAUAUUCCUGACUGCGAUAUCCCUCCUCUAUUCCCAACCCUGCCUCCUUCAACGAAGGUGGUGAGCGCGUCCGCCAAAGGACACAGCUUCAAAAACCUACCGAAUCUGAAAUACCUAGAUUUGUCCCACAAUGCAUUCCUUGGAGCGCUUCCUGAAGACUUGGAAGAGUUGACAAGGCUUGAAGACUUGAACUUGAGCAACAAUUUCUUGUUCGGAGAGACUCCUUUCAGCCUCUUCGAAAAUCCACACCUGACCAGCAUAGAUUUAUCGAACAACUUUUUGAGCGGAACGAUCGAAUCAGCAGCACAAUUUGCAAAAGCUAUUACCCUAAAUAUCAGCGAGAAUUGUCUAACAGGAGUUGAUCCAUCGGGAGAACUGGAUCCGGCUCAGAAAAUUUCGGUCGAAGACAAUUGCUUGAAUUCGUCUUCCAAAUGCAAGUGUAUCUUUUAGACGCAAGCGGAGGAGGAGGACUCGCCGGUAGACGGUCCUUCCAAGGGCAGGUUGUGAUGGACAAGGCCGAGAACUCGGCUGCAUGCUGCGAAGACCUGGAAAAGUGCUCAGGCCGAGGCGGUGAAACUAUUUGUCUUGCUCAGUCUUAGCGUGAGAGAGAGACAGAGACAGAGAGAGUUUAGCGUGAGAGCGACAGACACAGAGUUCCAGGGAACAUGUCCACCCUGUCGAAUUGUGUAGCAUGUGUAAUAUAGGAUUCAGUAGUGCACAUUAGAAAUUGAAUAGAGUAUUUACACCAGUAUCCGGCCGAUUUGAUCUUAGAUAGAUGGCUAGCUGAUUGAACAUGCUUUUAUGCAUUUCCAAAGGUUCUGAGAAGAAGAGCUACUCGUAGUUUCUCACACAAGACAGAAGACUACAGAAGACUUUCCCUCCGUCCAUGCUCAGACCUGUGUAAGAGGGGCCGACGGCCUUGUUGGCAAACUUGGAAAAUUUUUAUAAAUGACAUGAUGUUCGACGCC